CCAUAGUUUGGUAACUGGUAACUAGCAUGGCAUCUCUCAUACAAAGUGAUUUCACACAAUUGGAACGCUCUCGUGCAAUAUGUUCUCCUCAGUGUCUCCAGCAGUGGCCUUGUGCUCGGUCGAUCCAACAUCGUCCCAGCGCUCUUGCGAGAAACAAAGAGAAAUCCUGCUCCGAUGUAGGAUGAAAGCGCCUGAAUUUGAUAAAGGACAGGACACUGGGCCGAAAUGAUUCAACCAUACCUACAUCAGAUGGAAUCUCACCUGCCUGAUCCCCACUGCCUCAAUAAAUGGUUAGCCAAAUAGACAGGCCGUUGAUAACCUAGGACAUUGUUGUCGCUAUGGUGAAGUACUCGGUGAAAGAGACGUCUGGCGCACGUGGCCAUUUUGUGCCGGUACUCUUUCAUGGAUGCACUAGAAUUGCCCAUGUAUCCGAACGUGAUGAAUCUUCUUCACAAAUUGACCCUGCGACUUCCUGGACCACCAGAGCUCUUAAACCACCACUUAUUGGAACAGCUGCAGACAGAGGCUCUUUGGAAAGAACUCAACGUCGGCUCUUGGUCUGAAGCAAUGUCAAGCGCGUCAGACAACAAGUCCGUGGGACAGCCCGAGAGCCAGCGUCAAACUCUGAAUCAGUCCCACGCGUAUGUGUCACACAAUUCUUCGUCCUUGAAAGAUUCAAAGGUCUUGUGGCCCUCCGAAGGGUCUCGCGUCCACUCGAUCGACCUGCAGAAUGAGGAAUUGGUAGCAGUAACUCGCUCUCUGGGUGCUGCUUUUGGAGGUAGAAACGCUGAAGAAGUCCUUGCUGGCUUUUGCCAGAAGAUAUUCCUUUUAUACCAGACAGACACCAAAGCCUUGGGUAUCGCGAGUGUCAUUGCAGAACAGCUGUUCAAAAGUACCAACGACAAAGGAUCAUUUGCCCGAGAAACGAUGCCCUUGGGCAUCCAAGGAGUCCAAGAACUGAAUUGGACCGUUCAAAAUGAAGAGCUGGCCUCUCUUCGACAAGAAUACCAAAAAAGGGUCGUUGAAAACACCGAACGUGUGACACCCUUCUCCACCAGGGAUGCAAGUGGAAACGAGAUCCUCUUCGCAGGGCCGCAAGAGGAGACACUUAUCAUAAUCGACAAGACGUUGCUUUCAGCAGGUCUCGUCAAAUACCGCCAUCAUACCUUUGACAUAGGCCUGGGCCGAGCCAAAUGUUCGUGGCAGGUGUUUGUCAAAAUCAACCACCGAGAUUUCGUGCGCUCGUGGUUUCGAUCAAGUGUUGCUCCAGUUCACGAUAUGGCUGUAGCUGUCAUGACGGCGAUGCGAAUCUUCUCGGAAGCUCGCCGCUUCAUCAAUGAACCUGGCAGGCGAACAGAGGCAGUCGUUCUUGUGGAAACCAUCAGGCGAGGCCAAUUUUACACGAAUUCGAACGUUGUCGAUGAAGGAACUGCCGCAGCCCCGGAAACGCUCGCCCCUAGUGAUCGCGACGUCUCGGCGGAAGAUGGCAGUGAACAUAAUAUUUCUGCCGGUCCAGGGUCUCGUUCACACCUAGAUAACCCUCAUUCACGGCCAUCCCCCUCUUCGUCUUCUUCAUCACCUUCAAGCUCUCCUUCUGCAAGCACAAUGACCAAACCGUCGAUACCAGAGCCCGCGGCGAAUGUGCAGGCAACUUCCACAAAGAAGGGCAAGAAGAAGAGACCGACCAAAAAGAAACCGCACAAAAAAACGGUUGCACAGGACAAGACAUCAUCGAAUGAGGCAGCCCAACCUUCAGGGGACAACAGCUUCUCUAGCAUUGUGGACAACAUGGCUGAUGUUACACUCUCCGGACCGCCCACAAAUCCAUCAUCAGCCCCUGCCCUGCCCUUGCCCGCUGUUAACCCUGGUGGAGACAAUCCCGCGAAUACUUUGAGCGCAGCACCGUCGACGAAGCGGAAGCAGAAGGGCAAGCGCGGGAAAUCCAGUAAGACUCGUACAGCCGUGGAGCUGGACCAAGAUUCUGAUGGCACUGCUUCUCGACAUUCGAGUGAUUCUGACCGGACGGUAACUCAAGCAGAUUUCUCGAAUAAAGAUGUUGCCAUCAGCUCUUCUGACAAAAGUCAACAAGACAACGAACAAGGAGAAGGAGGCGGUGCAGUUGUGGUUGGGAAGACCGAAGAACAUACACAGAAGAAGGAACAUGAAAACUGCAAGACUACUUCAGAGAAUCAGACAACCACUUCGACCAACGAGGGUUUGGAACGUUGCGAGCGUCCCCAAUCUGGUGAUCAAGAGCCCCAACCCCCUUCUGCUGGAUUCAAAUUCGACAGCUUUGAUCCGCGUUUGAGGUGUUUGAAACCCGACUGCCGUAACAUGACCAGUUGCUGGGAUUGCGCCGUGGUUAUCUGCCCCGCCUGUGGGACUGACAGCUUCAGCCGCUACUGCAGAAAGCAGCACUUGUACGACGACAUUCAACGCCACUGGGCUAUGGAAUGUGGCAGGAACAAGAUCAACGGACCAAUAGAUAGAGAUACCAUUCGCCCUAGGCAACUCCCCAAGCGACCCUACAUCUUUGGCCGAUACCAUGACAUUGUCGAGCGUCACAGACAGGCAGUGUACCGUGCCAUGGAAGACUCUGACUAUUUCAUCUUCAACGACGUCGAGAUGCUUGAUGGAAGCAUCGUGCAUCCGACACAAGAGCAAUGGAAUUCGGUGCGCGGAACUGGCCAGACAGUAUUGCAAAUCGUCUUCCCGAACGACAUGACGCCGCAGUCCGACAGACUGGUUUUCAAUUACCACAUUGAUCGCAUCUUGUCGCUGGGCAAGCCAUUGGCUGAGGACAGCUGUAUGAGGGCGAUGGAGAUGAUUCGCUCGGCGCUAGUCAUGUCAGGGAGCUGGACGGAGGAGGUAUUGACCUACCUGUGCAUGCAACUGACAGGUGAAUGGGGCAAUUUCAAGGUGCCAGAGCCCUUUUACAAUGUGAACGAGGUGAACGCAGUGUGGCAACUGCACCACGUGGUGCUCACGGCGUGAGCGCCGACGGCAGGAUGAGGAAGAGGGUUUCCUGAGUUGUACGAUAGAAUCUUGAGCUGGAUUGGAAAGGGGCC
Messenger RNA from Cladophialophora immunda, 3068 nucleotides. RefSeq lists its product as uncharacterized. Lineage: Eukaryota; Fungi; Ascomycota; Eurotiomycetes; Chaetothyriales; Herpotrichiellaceae. The record is from RefSeq and is a predicted model, not a curated record. The transcript has 5 exons. Bases 403 to 2994 code for a protein of 863 amino acids.